This is a messenger RNA of Acanthopagrus latus (yellowfin seabream), 2031 nucleotides long. RefSeq names its product NOP2/Sun RNA methyltransferase 5 (gene nsun5). Gene Ontology annotation, molecular function: methyltransferase activity. Gene Ontology annotation, biological process: rRNA base methylation. Gene Ontology annotation, cellular component: nucleolus. The transcript is spliced from 4 exons. Bases 223 to 1920 code for a protein of 565 amino acids. Lineage: Eukaryota; Metazoa; Chordata; Actinopteri; Spariformes; Sparidae. The record is from RefSeq and is a predicted model, not a curated record.
GCGUCAGCUUGUACUUCCGGAGUCACGACCCGUCGUCCACCAUGUGCAUGGUGGAAAAGUUGUCACGCAGCCGCCUUUAUAUACAACUUGAAUGAGAAGACGAAACUCGCUUGUUGUUCAGAAGAGGAGACUUCGAUAGGACGAGGAGGGUGUCAGGCCAGCUGUCACUUGUAAAAAGCCAAGCUAACGAGCCCGGUAGUUAGCUAAAGGCUGUCUGUCGCCAUGGCUCUGUACUUAAAAGCCGCUGAGAUCCUGGAGAAAGCCGAGAUGAAGCAGGCCGCUCUAAAAACUCUGGUGUACGACAGCAAAUUUGUGAACAUCAAGCAGCUGUUCGCUCUGGUUUGUGAGACCCAGAAGUAUUCCUCCGUCCUGCAGGAGAUCAUCGAGUCCACCAAGCUGCUCAAACAGACCAAGCUGAGGAUGCACAUGGCCAUGGUGCUGGUGCACGACCUGGUGAUCGGCCAGGGGCUCAAGUGCGGUGGCUCCUGGAAGACCAUGAUGAUGAAGCACCGGCCCAGGCUGCAGGCGGCGCUGGCCCGCAUGAAGGUGAAGCAUAAGGUCAGUAAGAAUGAAGACCUGCUCCCGGACCGCCUCAAAGUGCUCCCAAAGGGUCGGCUGCCCAGGUAUGUGCGUGUCAACACCCUGAAGACAACUGUGGAGGAUGUUGUGGACUACCUGAAGAGGGACGGCCUGACCUACCUGGGCAAGGCCUCCAGGCUGGAUGACUUGACCCUGAAGGAGAAGCACUUUGUGAAAGACAUACACCUGCCAGAGCUGCUGGUCCUCUCUCCUCAAACAGACUUCCAUGACCACUUCAUGUACAAGGCCGGUCACAUCAUUCUGCAGGACAAAGCCAGCUGCCUCCCCGCCUACCUCCUCAACCCACCACCUGGCAGCCAUGUCAUCGAUGCCUGCGCCGCCCCAGGCAACAAAACGAGCCACCUGGCAGCCAUCAUGAAGAACAAGGGCAAGCUGUUCGCUUUUGAUUUGGAUGCCAAGCGUCUGGCCACCAUGUCGACUCUCCUGCUCCGGGCCGGGGUCACCUGUCAGCAGCUGGCCAAUCAGGACUUCCUGAAGGUGGAUCCUGACAGCCCGCAGUAUAAAGAUGUCGAGUAUAUCCUGCUGGAUCCAUCCUGCAGUGGAUCAGGUAUGGUGUGUCUUAGAGACGACACCUCCUCUGCUGACCAGGAGAAGACUCAGGCUCGCCUGGCAUCCUUGGCCUCCUUCCAGCUGCGGUGCCUGAACCACGCCCUCAGGUUCCCUCGGCUGAAGCGCAUCGUCUACUCCACCUGCUCUAUCCACAGCCAGGAGAACGAGGAAGUCGUGGCUGCCUGUCUGCAGCAGAACCCCAACUUUAGGUUGGUUCCUCUGCUGUCUCAGUGGCCUGAACGAGGCCUGGAGCCGCUCACUCAGUGUCUGCGUGCCAGCACCAGCAAGACCCGCACACACGGCUUCUUCGUGGCUCUGCUGGAGAAACACAGUGAGGCUGGGAACACGAAGCAGGAGCCUGCUGCACAGAUAAGCGUCAUUGAGGCGGCACCACGCAGCGAGGUGGAGGCGGCACCAUGCAGCGAGGUGGAGGCGGCACCACGCAGCGAGGUGGAGGCGGCACCACGCAGCGAGGUGGAGGCGGCACCACGCAGCGAGGUGGAGGCGGCACCACGCAGCGAGGUGGAGGCGGCACCACGUAGCGAGGUGGAGGCGGCACCACACAGCGACGUGGAGGCGGCACCACACAUCCCGUCCACCUGUGUAAAGAGACCUGCAGCCUCCGAAGAAGACGAGUCUGAAGCUUCAGAGGCGGAUGAGAAACUGACACCAGCAGCAACAGAACAGGCCGACAGCACACCUGGCAAGAGGAAGAGGAAACGGAAGAGGAAGAAGAAGAAGAAGAACAAGAAGGCAGCAACAAUGGAGUGAUGAGAAAUGAAAGUGGGACUGUUUACAGCUUGUUGUCUGGAGGGGAUCUGUCAUUUUGUAACCGAGACCUGUGGGGAAUGUAAAUGAAAAAAGUAAAUAUUUUUUACUGUA